CCAAUUUGAGUGAAAAUACGAGGUCAUUCUAUUGAUGAUUAUCUUGGUUACUGAAUACCACAAGGAGAAAUGUAGGAUACUCAUAUUCUAUUGCUUUCUCCCAUUUGGUAAAAUUACAAGAAAACAAGGUAGAUGGUUUGGGGGGAAAUGGCACCCUAUGUUCUUUAUAUUGGGUAUUAGGACUGCAGCAAACACCUAUUAAUCUCAUUGUUCCCCAGGAUUAUUUGACAGACUGGUUAGAUGUCACCUUCUUCCCCACUAUUCCUUAUGCAUCCCCUUGGAGCUUCGUGCUCGAUCAGUGUUUUGAGAGCAGCUGCACUUUCCUUCUAGAGCCUUUACAUAUGCUUUCAGGAUCCGCUUUUAGGAGAAAUGCAGGGUGGUUGAGCUUCCUUUGCCUCUGUUCUAGUUGUUUCUUCCCAGAACUGUACCACAUUUGUGUUUCAGAAUUGUAAACAAUUUCUUUCUGAUUAGUGAUAAAAAUAAGUCUCAAGCUAAAAUGUUUUAAAGUCUUAUGAGGAAAAAGUAUUAUUAAGACAGUCAUAUAGAAAUACUUAGUCUUAACGUAAUGUUUACAUAGAGUUUAAGUUUACUUUCUGGUUUCAAUAGAACAAGUUGAAAUCAUCGCAGAAGGAUAAAGUUCGUCAGUUUAUGAUCUUCACACAAUCUAGUGAAAAAACAGCAGUGAGUUGUCUGUCUCAAAAUGACUGGAAGUUAGAUGUUGCAACAGAUAAUUUUUUCCAAAAUCCUGAACUUUAUAUACGAGAGAGUGUAAAAGGAUCAUUGGACAGGAAGAAGUUAGAGCAACUAUACAAUAGAUACAAAGAACCUAACAUUGAGCCAGUUGGCAAGAGAAAUGAAGACUUAAGAUGUGACAGCAUAGAAAAACUAAAGGCCCAGAUACCCAAGAUGGAACAAGAAUUGAAAGAACCAGGACGAUUUAAGGAUUUUUACCAGUUUACUUUUAAUUUUGCAAAGAAUCCAGGACAAAAAGGAUUAGAUCUAGAAAUGGCCAUUGCCUACUGGAACUUAGUGCUUAAUGGAAGAUUUAAAUUCUUAGACUUAUGGAAUAAAUUUUUGUUGGAACAUCAUAAACGAUCAAUACCAAAAGAUACUUGGAAUCUUCUUUUAGACUUCAGUACGAUGAUUGCAGAUGACAUGUCUAAUUAUGAUGAAGAAGGAGCAUGGCCUGUUCUAAUUGAUGACUUUGUGGAAUUUGCACGCCCUCAAAUUGCUGGGACAAAAAGUACAACAGUGUAGCACUAAAGGAACCUUCUAGAAUGUACAUAGUCUGUACAAUAAAUACAACGGAAAAUUGCACAGUCAAUUUCUGCUGGCUGGACUGAACUGAAGAUCAAUCCUCACAAUUCAGACUGAGGGUUGAGACAAAACUUUUAAGGAUACAUCUUGGACCAUAUCAUAUUUCAUUCUUCUAAUGGUGGUUUGGGCUUGUCUUCUAGUCUGGGCCGCUCUAAACAUUUAUAAUUCCAACGUUGUGGAUUUCAUCUUAUCUCUGUGGACCAUCCUAGUUUAUUCACCCAUAAGCUUUAUGGUGAUUAUUUUGAGGUUUCCAUUCUUGCAUAAAGCACAAUGCUGUCUUCAUCAGAAAACAGUUUGGCAUAAGAAUUAAACAUAUGAACAUCACAAACAAUUUAUAAAAACUUCUUAAAUAUACGCUUUGGGCUAGUUGCAAAGACUUUGCUGAUAGCACUUCCAAUGAGAGUGAUAUACUUAAGUGUACCGGAUCUGGAAUGGUGUUUUUGUUUGGGGGGAUUUUUUUUUCUGGCAAAUCACAUGUAUUGUUGACAUGAGUAGAGUAUCUGAUGAAAGAAAUGUCAAAAUAACCAACGUGAAAAAUUUUUAGGAUAACUUGGUGCCUACCAGAAAAAUGUAUUGUGUUUCAGACUCUUGAUUUCAAAAAAGGUUCCACAGAACUAGUCUGCACUUAUCUAACCCGUGUUUAUAUAUAGUUGUCCUACAGGGAGCUUUUAUUUAGAAAAUGUCUGCAUAAUGUUAGAUUUCCCCUCCUGUCUACAUUAUGCACUACAUAAUUGGAUUUCAUUAUGCUUUUGAAAUGCUUAUAUGCCUGUUGAAUAAGUUAAACUAUUUAAUUUGUUUUGAAUGUUUUGGAUUGCUACACAAUACAAUCUAAAUUUAGGCAUGAGGGUUUAUUUUUUGGGUUUUUUUGUUUGUUUGUUUUCUUGGUCAUCGUACUAUGGAACACAAAUGAAAUUCUCUUAAUUUAUAAGAAGAUAUAGUAGGAAUUAAAUUUUGAAAAUGGUUGUGAUGAGCCAUGAAGUUCAAUCUUCAUAAUAUAGGUACUACUUUUUCAGACAAAUAGUCCAUUUCUGAUGUCUUCUUAUUUUGUUGAAAUUGUUUUAACUGCUAAUCACUGUGGUUGCCAAAUACUUACUUCAGGAGCAAAGAUUUUCAAACAAGCAUACAUUUGGUGCAAAAUACCAAUCUGGCUUCUAUUUUCAUAAAUUAUUUAGUCUCUUUACUGUUUUGUUUCAUUCAAAUUUGCUCAGUUUUCACAUCAAAGCAAAGGGCUGUCUUGUAUGUCUUAUUAUUAUUAUUAUUAUUAUUACAAGACCCAUGAACUGCUUUCAUGCUGAAAAUGCUUCAUUUCUCUGUUCACUUACUGACAUGUGAAGAAGGAUUUAUUGCUUUCUUAAACAUUUCUGUAAGGCAGGUUAAAAAUGUAAAACUUCAAAUGUUGGAUGACUGUGGUCUUUAAGAGGAAUAGACUUCGCUUGGUAUAUUCAGGCACUCUCUGAGGUCUAGUGUUGAUAUUAAAAAACGAAUGUACUUCAGAAUAGCAGUAUAUUUUAUGCAAAUGUGGAAAUGAUUUUAAGAAACAAUGA
Molecule: messenger RNA, 2861 nt
Organism: Galeopterus variegatus (Sunda flying lemur)
Lineage: Eukaryota; Metazoa; Chordata; Mammalia; Dermoptera; Cynocephalidae
Gene: DCUN1D1
Product: DCN1, defective in cullin neddylation 1, domain containing 1
Exons: 6
Coding region: 649-1257 (202 amino acids)
Biological process (GO): protein neddylation; positive regulation of ubiquitin-protein transferase activity
Cellular component (GO): ubiquitin ligase complex
Molecular function (GO): ubiquitin-like protein binding; cullin family protein binding; ubiquitin conjugating enzyme binding
Source: RefSeq, a predicted model, not a curated record